This is a messenger RNA of Coniophora puteana RWD-64-598 SS2, 2628 nucleotides long. Its product is annotated as JmjC-domain-containing protein. Gene Ontology annotation, cellular component: nucleus. Gene Ontology annotation, molecular function: histone H3K36 demethylase activity; histone H3K9 demethylase activity. The transcript is spliced from 7 exons. The record is from RefSeq and is a predicted model, not a curated record. Gene Ontology annotation, biological process: chromatin remodeling. Bases 1 to 2628 code for a protein of 875 amino acids. NCBI's taxonomy places the organism in Eukaryota, Fungi, Basidiomycota, Agaricomycetes, Boletales, Coniophoraceae.
AUGGAAAACCCCAUCUCGUCAUCCCAACCCGCCUUGCCCCAGACACAAACACCCUCCCGCUCUCCCUCGCCCGCCCCGCCCAUCGUCCAGCCCGACCAUUUCUACGGCCACGACGACGGCAGACUCAUUCCUUCACCGCGUUCGGACGGACGCACAUGGCUCGACCCUGCCGACGAUCCGCUCGCCCACAGGGGCAUACCGGUCUUCAAGCCGACCAUGCACGAGUUUCAGGACUUUGAAGGCUACAUGAACAAGAUCCAGCCUUGGGGAUCGAGGAGCGGAAUCGUCAAGGUCAUUCCGCCAAAGGAGUGGUGCGACGCGCUCCCGUCUACCAAGGAGCAGCUCGGGAGCGUCAAGAUACGCACACCGAUUGAGCAGCACAUGCUCGGUCGUGGGGGUCUGUUCCGCCAGGAGAAUAUGGAGAAGCGCCGCAUCAUGAGCGUCCGCGAGUGGUUCGAGAUCUGCGAGAAGGAUGACUUCAAGGCGCCCGGCGUAGAUGACAUCGGACUUCAUGCGCGUAGCGCAAACGCUCGCCCGAGGACCACGAGGCGGAGGAAGACGGCGGCGAAGGAGGAGACGGUAGAGUCCGAGAUUAAGCAAGAGGAGGAGCCCUUGUCACCGCCUCAUUCGCCACAAGCCGAUCUCAAGGAGGUCAAGGAAGACUCGGUGUCGAAUGUCAAGGAAGAGGAAGGGGCAGAAGGCUCGAACAAGGAGGACCAAGAGGACCAGGAGGACAGCAAGGCAAAGGCAAAGCGGACGCGCGAAGUUAGGGAGGCUCAGCGGGCCGCUCAGGACGUCACUUUCCUGGAGUCUUUUGAAGCCCACAAGGACUGGCUGCCGUCCAACACGACCAACGACGAUUACAAUAUCGAGUUCUGUCAGAAGCUCGAACGCCAGUUUUGGCGGAAUUGUGGAUUGGGCAAGCCGGCGUGGUACGGGGCGGAUACGAUGGGCUCCCUGUUUACCGACGAAACCAAGGCGUGGAACGUUGCUCGCCUGCCUUCGCUGCUCUCGCGGAUCCUGCCUUCGUCCUCCAAGGGGUUGCCUGGCGUCAACACGCCUUAUCUUUAUUUCGGAAUGUGGCGCGCAACGUUUGCGUGGCACGUCGAGGACAUGGAUUUGUUCAGCAUCAACUACAUUCAUUUCGGAGCACCCAAAUUUUGGUAUGCUGUUCCGCAGGGGCGUGCAGCUGCUUUGGAGCAGACUAUGAAAGGCUACUUCCCCAAGGACACUUCAGUGUGCCCACAGUUCCUCCGACACAAGUCAUUCCUGGCCUCGCCUACACUGCUCGCACAGUCAUCAUGUAGACCGAAUUUCUUGGUCCAGAAAGAGCAAGAAUUUGUGAUCACAUAUCCGCGCGGGUAUCAUGCUGGGUUCAACUUGGGCUUCAACUGCGCGGAGAGCGUGAAUUUUGCACUGGAUAGCUGGUUGGAGUACGGGCGGAGGGCGAAGGCGUGCGAGUGUGUGACGGAUAGCGUGCGGAUAGACGUCGACCAACUCUUGGCCGACCGGGAGGCAGAGGCCGCUGAAGCCUGUGCCUCCGCAUCGUCGUCAAAGCGCAGGGCAGAUGGAGACGGGUCGUCUCCGCAGAAGCGCAAGAGGCCGAAGAAGGAGAAUCAGUCGCCAUUUUCUGCGCCUUCGUCAUCUGCUUCUGCGGGUCCUUCAUCGGCGUCAACGCCGACGCCGAGGGUCACGCUCAGGUUGGGUCCGAGGCCGGAGGAGACGUUCCCUUGUUGUCUGUGCGUGUCCACGUCGAAGGAGGGGCUGUUGAGGGUGCAGGAUCCGCCAAUAGGCAGGAGGGAUUUGCCAGAGUCGCUGGGGAGUUUGAGGGAGGUUGGGAGGUGGAUGGCGCAUGGGGAGUGUGCGAAGAUUGUACCGGAGACGUGGGUGGAUGAGGUGGAGGUGGAUGGUCAAAAUUUGGGUGGGGAAAGGAGGGAGAGGAGGGUGUUUGGUGUAGAUGGGAUUGUCAAGGAUCGGUGGGGGCUGAAAUGCGCGGCGUGUACGAAGACCAAGGCGAAGGCCCAUGGUGCGCCAAUACAGUGCACAAAGGGCAAGUGUGCCAAGUCGUAUCAUGUCUCGUGUGCGCGGGGUGGGGCGUCAAGUGGCAUUUCAUUCUUGAUUGUGGAGGAGCAUGAGCGAGAAGUUACGAUCGUGGACCCGAAUCCGCCUCCUACGCCCGCGCUGGUGGAUGUUGUUUCUGUCAUCGAUGAUGCUCAGCCAACAAGUAUGGAUGUGGAUGGCGCAACUCCGCCUGACGCUACCGCUUCGGAGCCACAGGUGCUCAAAAUUAUCAAGAAGCUAGAGGUACAGGUUCUGUGUCCUCAGCAUAACCCCGAAGUGGCCGCAGCAAAGAAAGCCUCAAAGCAGGACAAAAUCAAAAACGACCUACUGGCGCUCCCGCCGAUGUCGCGGAUCAAGGUCCGGGUGAGCUCGGGCGUGUUCGAGGUAUCGCUCGUGCGCGUCAUCGAAGAGUCCAAGUCGAUCGAGGUACUCUGGGACCGCGGGCUCAGGCGCGAGUUCAAGUGGGGGAGCGUGGUAUUUGGGCAGACAGAUGGACAGGAUGUGCAGCAGAAACCGUCGACACCUGCGCCGGACCGUGCGUAUUUUCUUGCUCGUUUGUACGUUUGA